Drosophila subobscura is the source of this 801-nucleotide messenger RNA. RefSeq lists its product as uncharacterized. Lineage: Eukaryota; Metazoa; Arthropoda; Insecta; Diptera; Drosophilidae. Bases 226 to 723 code for a protein of 165 amino acids. The record is from RefSeq and is a predicted model, not a curated record. The transcript is spliced from 2 exons.
AGCUUGUCAAUACUAUUGAAAGAGCAGCUCACAAGAAGAUUAGAGACCCAAAUAAAUUUUAGCACAAUUUCGAUGUAUUGUAUCGAUGUUUCUGCCAGCACUAGCGUGUGGCAUUCAAAGGCUUGCCAGUGACGGUCACACUGAAGACAGGUGUUUUUUUUUUUGUUUUGGGGACUUCAACGAUUCCUGCCAGCGAAUUUCUUUUGCAUUGAAUACACUCUCAAAAUGGUUUAUCUAAAUAUUAUUUUGGGUAUUAUUACUGUUGUAGUGAGUGCAGGCAUCGCUGUCUACCUUAGCCGGCCAAAUUAUCAGCAAGUACCGCCUCACCAGACACGCCGCAGAGUCGAAGAGGAAACAAACAAAAAUGGCGGCAAACCAACUAAUAAAUUAGAAAGCCAGAAAUGCCGCAAGAGCAAGCCUGGUGACAUUUGUGCCACUUGCACCGAAGAGAUGCCAAGCGACGAUAUGUAUCGAAUGCAGUGUGGACAUGCCUUGCAUAACGCCUGCUUCCAGGUGUUUCGUUAUAUUUGCCCCAAUUGUUUUCUGUGCGGCCAAACCGUAAACCUGACCAUGCCCGGCGAUCCAUGCAGCAUAUGCUUCGAUUUGCUUACUAAAGAUGAAAUGCAACAUCUGAAAUGUCAUCAUGCCCUGCACAAGGUCUGUGCAUCCAAACUCAAAGCAACGGGCGCCACCAACUGCCCCCUGUGUCGGGCGAGUAUGUAGAGCAAUCAAUGCCUUAAUCCUGUCUGGUUGUCAUACGAAUUUUACUUUCUAUAAAUAAGUUACUGAAAAUGCCUUAAA